CGCUACAACCAGGAAAAGUUUUCUUCUAAAUAUGACAAAGAAAAGAACGAUGUUACACAGUUCCUUUCUGCUAAAAAUAUCAUUCAUACGAUCGUCAAACUGUUAUUCGGUAGCACUGACGAAAGUUCGGCCACUGCGCGGCAAGUCUUGAAUAUUCUGAGGAGUUUGCUUGAUAUGAUGCAGGCAACUUUCAGUCAGCGGGCUCGCUCUACAAGUGCACGGGGUUUGCAAGGAGCAGUGGGGGACGUAGGAUUAGCUGGAGCGACAAUGUUGCAGGGCUACAUAAAGUCCAUACUGACCAAAGACGAACAGUGCAUGCAAAGAUAUCUUUGCGAAGCAAGCAAAAAAGCGGUCAAUGAAAGCAAAGACCUUGGCUACUUAGUGGCCGAAUUUGGAGGCUAUGCUGUUAGUUAUGCUUUGGAAACCCAGAAAGCGACGCCAUUUCAAGAGAGUUACAAUGCCUCCAGAAGAGGACGCAGCGGAGAUGAUUGUUUUGCCAUAUACCAAGACUGCAGCGAAGAAGAUUGA
Molecule: messenger RNA, 528 nt
Organism: Limulus polyphemus (Atlantic horseshoe crab)
Lineage: Eukaryota; Metazoa; Arthropoda; Merostomata; Xiphosura; Limulidae
Exons: 2
Source: RefSeq, a predicted model, not a curated record